AUGGAGACUCUGGCGGCGGCUCGCCGUGCCAAGAGAAGGAAGCCGGAGGCACCCGAGAGCGCGGAACAGGAGGGUGGAGUGAACAUCUCGCCACUACGAGCGAUGAGUGAGUCUGAUUCCAAUCAUCCUGGAGCAGAAGGAGACGAACCCUACGUCCAAGAUACGCCGCCUGGAGCCGGCGGAGAGGAAGGAGAUGGGGUCGACCGAAUCAGUAGCCUCCGCGACGCCAUUCUGUGUGAGGUCAUCUCUCGUCUCCCCACCAAGGAUGCUGCCCGCACCCAAAUCCUCGCCACCCGGUGGCGCCAUCUCUGGCGCUCCGCCCCUCUCAACCUCGACGGUGGUGACCUUCGCACCAUGGAUGUCGUCUCCGGCAUCCUCUCCGCCCACCGGGGCUCCGGCCGCCGCUUUCGCUUCCCCGCACAACGACUACAGGACCACCCCGCCACUGUGGAUGCAUGGCUCCGAUCCCCCGCCCUCGACAACCUCCAAGAGAUUGACUGCUGGACCCGCUCCAUUUGGGGGCCGCAGGUGUUGCAACCGCCACUUCAGCCGGUGUCUAUCUUCCGGUUCUCGUCGUGCCUUUGCGUCGCCACUCUCAGCCGAUGCCACCUCUCUGACGACGUCGCCCAGGCGCUUCAGUUCCCCAAGCUCAAGAAGCUCGCACUUCAAUGGGUCCGCAUUUCGGAGGAUUCCCUGCAUAGCAUUAUUGCUGCUUCUCCCGUCCUCGAGUGCCUGCUGCUUAGCACCGUCUUUGGCUUCCACUGUCUCAGGAUCAACUCAGCUAGCCUUACAAGCAUUGCGGUGGGUCAUGCUGAUGAUGGGUAUGAAACAAGAGUGACAUUCUUAGAAGAAUUCAUCAUUGAGGAUGCCCCUUGCCUUAAAAGGAUUCUGUAUCAUCGACCACCACAAACGGGCAUGCCACUGCAAGUAUCAGUUAUUUCAGCACCCAAUCUGGAGACCUUGGGUUGCCUAAAUUAUUCUGAUUACUGUUCCUGGCUUGCGUUGGCCUCUAUGAUUAUUGAGGUACCUCUUGCCUACAGGUUCUGA
Messenger RNA from Miscanthus lutarioriparius, 1047 nucleotides. The record is from the annotation of a GenBank genome assembly. NCBI's taxonomy places the organism in Eukaryota, Viridiplantae, Streptophyta, Magnoliopsida, Poales, Poaceae.